Impatiens glandulifera is the source of this 495-nucleotide messenger RNA. RefSeq names its product auxin-responsive protein SAUR21-like. Lineage: Eukaryota; Viridiplantae; Streptophyta; Magnoliopsida; Ericales; Balsaminaceae. The transcript has a single exon. The coding region runs from base 1 to 288 and encodes 95 amino acids. The record is from RefSeq and is a predicted model, not a curated record. Gene Ontology annotation, biological process: response to auxin.
AUGGGUUUCCGCUUGCCAGUUUUUGUUCAAGCUAAGCAGGUGAUUCGUCGAGCCUUGUCAACUCCGAUGUCCUCUGAUGUCCCCAAAGGAUAUCUCGCAGUAUAUAUAGGAGACACAGAGAGGAAGCGCUGCAUAGUCCCAGUUGCAUACUUGAAGCAUCCUUUUUUCCAGAGUUUGCUAAGCAAGGCAGAAGACGAGUUUGGGUUUGAUCACCCAAUGGGUGGUCUUACAAUUCCCUGCACAGAAGAAGAUUUCAUUGAUAUCACCAGCGGCUUGAAAUGCCGAUGAACUACAAGAACAAGACAUAAAAUUGAGUUCUAAUCCAACUAACUGAAGACGUGUAUUCAACAGUUUUGUUUAGUCUCAGCUUCAAUUGUAUUUGAUGAUAUUCACAAUCAAAUACAUUGUACAUACACACAUACUUGUAUCAUUCAUCUUUUACAUGAAGAAUUCAUAAAUUCAAAUAUCUUACUUAUAUAAUUCCUUUUUUUACUA